Messenger RNA from Aspergillus terreus NIH2624, 924 nucleotides. RefSeq names its product putative mitochondrial carrier protein (gene mrsA). NCBI's taxonomy places the organism in Eukaryota, Fungi, Ascomycota, Eurotiomycetes, Eurotiales, Aspergillaceae. The transcript is spliced from 8 exons. The record is from RefSeq and is a predicted model, not a curated record. Bases 1 to 924 code for a protein of 307 amino acids. Gene Ontology annotation, biological process: iron import into the mitochondrion. Gene Ontology annotation, cellular component: mitochondrial membrane. Gene Ontology annotation, molecular function: ferrous iron transmembrane transporter activity.
AUGGCGAUUCCCGAGCAGGUUCCCGGGGAAGAAUAUGACUACGAAGCCCUCCCUUCCAACUAUGGCCUCGGCCGGAACAUGUUGGCCGGUGCCUUCGCCGGUAUAGCGGAACACGCUGUUAUGUACCCGGUGGAUCUAUUAAAGACUCGCAUGCAAAUCUUGCACCCCACAACCGGAGGUCUCUACACAGGCCUCACCAAUGCUUUUUCCACAAUCUACCGCAUUGAAGGGUGGCGAACGCUAUGGAAGGGUGUCUCGAGUGUGAUUGUUGGUGCUGGCCCGGCCCACGCCGUGUAUUUCGGAACAUAUGAGGUGGUGAAAGAGAUGGCAGGCGGAAACGUCGACGAUGGCCACCACCCCCUUGCGGCCGCGCUGAGUGGCGCUUCCGCGACCAUUGCCAGCGAUGCCCUGAUGAACCCAUUUGACGUGAUCAAGCAGCGGAUGCAGGUUCAUGGCUCCGUCCACAAGACCCUCCUCCAGUGUGCGCAGUCAGUCUACAGGACCGAAGGUCUCCAAGCGUUCUACGUCUCCUACCCCACCACUCUGUGCAUGACCGUCCCCUUCACCGCGACGCAGUUUGUCGCCUACGAGUCGAUUUCCAAGGUCAUGAACCCGUCGCAGGAUUAUGACCCCUUCACGCACUGCAUCGCCGGUGGUCUGGCGGGCGCCGUGGCUGCCGGAAUCACCACGCCACUGGACGUGGUGAAGACUCUGCUGCAGACCCGGGGUCUGGCGCAGAACGAGGAAAUCCGAUCGGCCAAGGGGCUGUUCAACGCCGCGGCCAUCAUCAAGCGGCAAUUCGGCUGGCGCGGUUUCCUGCGCGGCGCCCGUCCCCGCAUCAUCUCGACCAUGCCCAGCACGGCCAUUUGCUGGACAUCCUAUGAAAUGGCCAAGGCGUAUUUCAAGCGCCAGGUCGAUGUCUAA